Molecule: messenger RNA, 8215 nt
Organism: Eublepharis macularius
Lineage: Eukaryota; Metazoa; Chordata; Lepidosauria; Squamata; Eublepharidae
Gene: E2F2
Product: E2F transcription factor 2
Exons: 7
Coding region: 864-2153 (429 amino acids)
Biological process (GO): regulation of transcription by RNA polymerase II
Cellular component (GO): RNA polymerase II transcription regulator complex
Molecular function (GO): RNA polymerase II cis-regulatory region sequence-specific DNA binding; DNA-binding transcription factor activity, RNA polymerase II-specific; protein dimerization activity
Source: RefSeq, a predicted model, not a curated record
CCGGAUCCAUCCUUGCCCCCGCCGGCCCUGGCGCUGCCCGGAACGCUUGCAGCGGCCCAGCCGGGAGCCCCAAGGAGCAGCAGGCACCAGCAUUGCAAGGCGGGGAGCGCCAGGAAAGGCGCCGGGGCCCCGCUAGGAUCCCGGGCCCCGGCUGGGUGCUCAGCGACUCCAAGGGUGGCUCUUCCGAAGCCUUCCUCCCGGGGGUCUAGAGCCAGGGAGACGGAGCAGGGCAGGGCUUGAGAUUUCGGGGCAGGGGGCGGCCUUUGCACACCCACCCGGCUUUUGUCUGCAAUCCUCCGGCUGCAGUUUCCCAGCCACAAAAGCCUGGGGGGGGAGGGGAUGUUUCCAGGCGAUUUGUAAAGCUCGCCUCCCAGCUCCGGCAUAUAGUUAAUUCGAGGCGGGGGGAGCCUUUGAAAAAUUUGCAAAAUAAAAAAGUUGGCCCUGCAGCUUCUUUUAAGAGCCCCUGGCCUUUUUUCCUUCCUUUUUGCUGUUCUUUUCUUUAAAAGAACGUGGGCGAUUAAGCGGCUUGGGAGACCAACAUUGAGGUCUGGCCGCCCUAUGGCUCCCUCAUUCCGGAAAAAAAGAAACUUUGGGAAACUUACUUAGAUGAAAAGAGGGACGGGGCUGGGUGCCAGUCAGUCUCCCCCCGCCCCCCCCCCGACCCUCCCCAUUGCAUUUGCCUUGCAAAGAUGAAUUAGGCAUUUAAAAAGAAACUGCGUUGGGGCUCGAUCCCUGCACUCCAGCCCAUGGCAGCUUUAAAUGGCUAAAAAGCCUCCCCCCGGCCUGCCUCUGGAGAACAAUCCCAAACUGGUUCGGAAAUCCUCUCCUCCUUCCUGGUCCCUGCUCCCCUUUUAGCCAUUGCCAUGCUGAGAAUCCCCAAAAUAGGGCCUCCUGCCCCAGGGAGAGGAGGGCCCUCCAUUGCUCCCCUUCUGCAGCAAAAGAAAGCCAUCCCGGUGAUCUCCCCGGCUGAUCUGGUGGCCUCCAACCUUGGCAGCCCUCACAUGCGGGGCCUCCCGGCUACCUGCUUCACCCAGGUGUACCCCCAGACUGCGGUGGUGGCCCCCUUGCCUAGGGGCAGCUGCUUGUACGCCACCCCCCAUGGACCUGAGAUCAAAGCCAUGCGCUCUGCCUCCACUGGAAAAUUACCGGCCAAAAGGAAGUUGGAUCUAGAAGGGAUGGGCCAGCAGUGUAUCCCGGAGUUCCGUACCCCAAAGGGCAAGGGAAGAACGCUGACCCAUAUCCCCAGCCCCAAAACCCCUAAAUCGCCUGGAGAGAAGACCCGCUAUGACACGUCGCUGGGCCUGUUGACGAAGAAGUUCAUUCACUUGCUCAGUGAGUCGGAGGACGGGGUGCUGGACCUGAACCGGGCCGCGGAGGUGUUGGAUGUCCAGAAGCGGCGCAUCUAUGACAUCACCAAUGUCUUGGAGGGGAUCCAGCUCAUCCGGAAGAAAUCCAAGAACAACAUCCAGUGGAUGGGGACGGGGAUUUUUGAGGACUCCUCUGUGGCGGCGAGACAGCAAGCGUUGCGGCAGGAGCAGGCAGAGCUUUCCAAGACCGAGAGGAUGCUGGACAAGCUCAUCCAGGAAUGCACCCUUCAGCUGAAGCACCUGACGGAAGAUGAAACCAAUCAGAGGCUAGCUUAUGUAACGUAUCAGGACAUCCGCGCCAUCAGCAACUUCAAUGAGCAGACGGUGAUUGUGGUCCGAGCCCCACCAGAGACCCGGCUGGAAGUGCCAGACCUUUGUGAGGAGAAUGUUCAGCUCCACCUGAAAAGUAGCAAUGGCCCGAUUGAGGUGUACCUGUGCCCUGAGGAAGUCCUAGAGGAGAGUCCCGCAAAGGAGAGUGGCUUCCCAGCCCCGAUGCUCCAGAGCGGGGGCCGCAGUGCCAGUCCUCCAACGGUGAAAGCCGAGCCUGUGAAGACAGACCUGCCCUGCAGCCUCAUGGAAGGGGAGGAUGGCUUCCUAGGGUUGCCCCAGCAUCUCUUGCAGCAGACGGAGGACCAGCUCCCUUCCGCUUCCUACAGCGAUGCCGGCCCUUUUGUCAGUUUUUCCCCUCCCCUCGACCAAGAGGACUAUUUGUGGGGGCUAGAGGAGGGCGAAGGAGUGAGCGACUUAUUUGAGGCCUACGAUUUGGGUGACCUGCUAAAGAACUGAGCCAGGAUUCCUACGUUUGUUUUAUGGUGCUAACAUUUCCCCUCUCCUCCCUCCAAAGCCUCAGGGCUUUUCUCAGAAGUGUUGGGUAGAAGGAGACCUCGCAAGCAGUUCUCCACGGCUUGAGGAGAUUUUUGCCCAUCUCAGCCAUUUUCUGAAGCCAUCAAGUUCUUUGCAAGCGCUUCGGUGCAAGGAGGCAAAUGGGUGGGUUACCCCUAGGUAGAGUUUCACUCUUGCCUUCUUCCUUCUUAGGUCCCCUUAGAAAUGCUUUAUGGAAUUGGAGGCUUAUUCCUUCCUCCUCCUUGUGUGUGCGCAGGGAAAUAUUUCGAAGCAGACAGGCCUUAUGUAGGAAAGACCAGAUGCAUCUUUGCUUUGUAUGGAUUUCGAACCUGAGUGGAAAGGGCCAGAUUGGGGCCCUACCAUGACAGGGUGGAACAGUGUGCAGUGAAGGAAACAUGCCCCUUCCAGCAACUAGGCGUUGGUGUUAGGGCUGAAUGAAUAGUGAUCUCAUCCUGUGUCCCCCCUCCCCAAGACCUCAAUUUUGAGUCCAUCAGUCAGGGGAUUAAUAACCACUUUGCUGGGUCAUUGGUCUCACACUCCUGGGCUUAACAGCGGCUUGACGUUUCCCAGCUUCUUGGUUAUUGUGAUGUUCAGAACGGCUUUAGUGAUGGACCUGCUUGCUUGUAGCCUCAAGCUCGUCCCUGGUUCUGCUCAGAAAUCUGGUGUAACAUGGUACUCCAGACAUUGUCCUGUUUUUGAGUUGUGGAGCCCCCUGAGACCGGGUGUGGAAUCAGCUCUUUAAUUGUGUAUUAGGGGAUAGGAAACGCUUGUACUGAGGGAGCAGGCAGAGUGAACCAGGUUGUUUUGGGCUAUUCCAUCACUCUUCUGUUGAAGGAAAGGUCUAAAUAAGCCGGAUGCAUCCUUUGCUAAGAUCUGUAUAAAGGAGUUACGCUGCAUUGCUUGGAAGGGGGUCUGUGCUCAUCCCCCUCCUUUGUAAAAAGAUGACCCGUGGGCGUAUCCACCUGGUCUGCUGCUUCUCAGUAUUGAAGUCCAGUUGACUCGGUUCCGUUCUCUUCUAAGUGCAUUGACUUCAGUGGACUUGGAAGGAUGUAAACUCUGCUUAGGAUCGCACUGCAAACCCUUCUUUACAUCUCAACAAUGUAAGCAGGGCUACUGGUAAGCCUUGGGCAAGAUGCCCUCCAGUGGCCCCCAGCAUCCGAUGCGUGUUCACAUGUGUGUGUACUUGUGCACACACACUCACUCGCACACUCCUCAAGAGGAAGGGGACUGUCAUACUCCUUUUCAAAGCCCCAUUGGUGCUGGUCGGGUUUAAAAGAAUAUAGAAGAGUUGGACUCCCCUCGUGGCAGCUGAUCGUUCUUCCCAAAGACCACCGCAGUUGUCUCCUGUGCCUGGUGGGAGCAGAUUGGUCAGGCAGUCUCUAGUUGGUGGUAGGCCAUCUUCUGGUCUUCAGCAGAUGCUGGAUGAUACGUGCAUUCAACCAAGAAAUCAUCCACGUUGGAAGUUAUGCCAGGUGAAAAUCCCUUGCCGUACGUCAUAAUUUGUUGCGGAGACUGUCUCCCCCUCCCUCCCCCCAGCAUAGAGUUGGAACUACCUUCUAGGCCUUGGAAGGCUUGCAUCCUUUAGCAGAAUGAAUGUUGGUCUUACCGCCCUCUGCCAUGAUGGUGGAUCCACUGGCUAUCAGUGGCUCCCUAAUUCCUUGUUCCCUUCCUUCAUACCUUCAUCCUCAAGAAGGUGCUUUUUACCUCUGGAGAUCCAAAGGGAUCUGGCUGCUCAGCUCCUAAUUCAGCAGUGGAGCCAGCAAGUCCUCUUCUCUCCACCGCCCCCCUCCCCAUUCCACCAUGACAAAGAAAAAAAAAUAGGGAAUUUGAGCCAUCUUUGGACCCAUGUCUGCUUCUACAGAGGUGUAGUGAACUUUUGAAAUGCACAGAGCUUUUCAUAAUGGUCUCAGUGUAACUUGAAAGCUUGCAUGUUUGUUGCUUCGUAUUUGUACUCCUAUAAACAUUUGUCUAUUUUAUAGAUAUUAUCCACCAUUUUUUAUUUCUCUCCCAGGACAGAUCUGGCCGCAGGCCUGCCGCAGAAAAUGGCAUCUUUGCCUCUAGUUCUGGUCCCUGACAUCUUGUGAAACUUGUAGGGGUAGCAUAUUGGUGACAUGCUGUUGAAUCCCAUUCUGUAUUGUUGGGUGCCCUGGCAGCUGGGACAAGGGGAAGCUGGUGAUGAGUUUUGUUGCAUCGUUAUACAGAGAAGAGGACAAAGCCUAGAUGCAGGGAUGUCAUUUUUAGCAGCAGCCUCGUGCCUCUAAGUUCUGUCCUCAGAUGAACCUGCUGUCUAUAAUCAAUGGACAUUUACUCAGGGAAGAAAAAAUGAUUGCAUUGACUCUGUUGGCUUCUUGUGCAUCUCUUUAGAGUUGGCAGUGCCUUUCCCCUUGUGCAGUGAAUCUCAAUCAAUUCAGCACUUGGGUCUUAAAUUUAAAAAGCAUUGCUUGGUUUUAACUUUCAAAAGUUUUGAGCAUUUUCCUUGUAGUCUCGUUUACUCUGAAAUUCAAACUUGCCCAGGGUGGCAGCUGUUAGUCAAGGAUUACAGUCCCUGGUAUUACCUCCUGCUGCAGGGAGAACUGGGCUUCCACGUUCUCAUGAAUGGUGACUUAGCCCAUCUUGCUGUGCCCAUAUAUUUUUUUCUCUCUGCUGGCCCCUUCUUGAUUCUCUAACCACAGACCCUGAACUGAUUUGAUCCUGAGCUCAAUGAGAAAAUGAAGUGGGUGUUGAAAGCUUUGGAGAAUUUGAGGGCUUGUCCAGGUGCGUCAUUCUCUUCCAUGGCUGUUCAGGCUGCUUCUUGAAGUGGUCCAUCGAACUGUGGGGGAGAGCUCGCAACACUGGUUUUGUGUGGAGGCUCUUGGGUUAGAGCUGUGUGUGGGUCCCCCUUGCCUGGUGUGGGCCCGUCUCUCCUCACUACUGGGUGCUCAUUUGACUGCUCCCUUUGAGUGAGGUGAGCAAUGUUCCUCUGAGUACACCUUGUUUAUUCAGAAAGGACAGGCAGCAAGAGCAAAGGAGUGAAGCGAUAGGGAUCCAGAGCUUGGCAGGUGUCCUACUAGCUAGGUAAUAUGCCUUAGUCAGUUCUGGCAAGGCCGACUCCAGGUGCCAGCCCGGGGGGGCUUGCAUGAUGCAAUGCUUGCCUGUUGGCAAAAUAUUUCUGCACCCUGAAAACUAACGUGCCAUAGAGAAGGCAAAGCCGUCCCCUUCCGCUGAACUGUUCUUUGUAGCGGGGUGUGGUUGUGUGGGAAAGCAUUUCCAUCACCACCCCCGUGACCCCCUACCUGCAAGCGGCAGUUGCACACCCCGAGUCCCCUAAAAGUAUGGUGAAUGAGUGACAAUGAAGAAGUAUCUGUUGGGGGAAUGGUCAUUGUUCUGAAUGUUGCAGAAUCAACUUGCUUGUGAGGUUUGGAAAUGUCAAGUACAUCAAAUCAGAGUGCCCGUCAUCUGAAAAACCUCCAUUGCUGCUGUAAUCUUUGCUUACACGCUUUUAGGGUGAAAGGAUGAUUGGGGGGGGGUAAGGCAGAAGAUUUUGAACCCCCCCCAAUACACACACACACACACACACACCAUGUUUUUCUCCUUCAUGUGCAGUUCUGUGCCAGGUGUCAGUUGUUUCUUUCCUUGGUCUGCGGUUUGAACAUCAUGUUUUUUUUAAAAAAAAAAUUGUGGCUGCUGCUUCAGUGAUACCGUCCAACCUGGCUUGGUUGUGCAAUGAGAUCGCAAAGCCAGAUUGGAGCGAGGGCAUUGCUGCCUGCUGUCCUCCUAAAAGGGUAAACUUUAAACUUGGCUUGCAAAGCCCCUCCCAACAGCUGCUGAAACAAGUGUUGAUGUUUUAUGAAUUUCAGACUCAGCCUUUUAAACAACGUGCUCUUGAGGGUUAGACGAUAGCUAGGAGAUCUCCUUGCCCCAGCUGUGCCACUGAAUCAUUACACAACCUUAGUUGCAUCCUGUGUCUCAAUUUCCCUCCAUUAGUCAAAUAAGGAAGACUGUAUCUUUCUCACUUCUUUCUUCAUUUAGUCAUUAUAGCAACUCUCCUUCCUUCCUUCCUUCCUUUUCCAUGAGUGGCUCUUCUGAACAUUUCCCUCAUUUAAUAAAAGGCAUGCUUACUUGGUUGGGGGGUGUUGAGUGCACCCGUGCAACAUACCCAAGUUUGGGGCACAUCAUCUGUACUUGCAUUUGGGGGAUCUGUGGGGAAAUGUGGGCUGUGCUAGGCAAUACGCAGCUCCCACGGUGAGGGUGCAGUGAAUGCCCACUCUAAAUCCAUGCGCCCAGUCCUAGUGACAUUCCGGACUGCUGGAGCCGAUUUACCUGUCCCCAAACAAUUGCAUGGUUCAAAAUCUUCUGUAAAUGCCUCACUUCAGAAUGCCAGCAAAAGGCUGUAUGACCGAGCAGCAUCCAGGGCUGCAGUUGCAGACAUUCUUAGCUGAGGUUCGCUGUGGCCCUGCUUGCUUCUGCAUCAGACUCUGAGUUGGGCGAUGCCGCAGUGCUGCAGUGUGAGAUGAGGUCAUUUCUUCCACAAGAGGGUGAGCAGUGGGCAGGCCAGCCAAUGGACUUGUCUCACCUGCCUGCAGGGCUGAGAGGGGUUGGUCCCAGACAAAGGUGCCUUUUUGAGGUUCCCAGUCUUUUACAUUUUGGAACAUCUCCAAAUUGAUUUUUGCCCAGAACAAAUUGUUAGCAGCAUCCAUGUGACAUCUGUAGUUCUGAGACCUUGGUGCUAAAGGAGACUCGUGGGGACAGCCGGUGAUUAUAGCUUUGAACAGGCACGGAACGUGUUCAUUAUUGAAUUCUACCCAGGUAUCCAAGGGCCUGGUCAACCCCAUUCUUUGGCUGACAGCAAGUUGAGAGGGGGUGGUCAGGCCAAGUUGGAGAGCACCCCAUGGACGUACUCCCAACUUUUAUGCAGCAUCCCCAAGACAACAAGCAAGACAACUGUGUACCCACUUCCAACAUGGUCUGUUGCUUUGCACAAGCAAUGUGUGUGUCUCAGAAUCCUCCAGGCUGGCAUACUCCAAACUGUUCAUAUCUCAACCCCUCUCGUAUGCUACUUGCUUUCGUCUGCAAGAAGCAAGAGGCAGUGAACAGGGUGGGAAGUGCUAUGGGGAAGAUUUUGACUCUUGGCUUGCCGGUUACCAAACUCGAUUUUAGCAAUUUGCUGUUUCUUGAUUUUGUGCAAACCAACAUGAUUUUCUUGCAAAGACUGGGAAGAAGAGGAGGGGGGUAAAUCUUGGACCGAGGAUGCCUUGAUGUCAUUCCAGGCCUUACCAAGGACAAAGGGGAUACUUAAGGGCUAUGAGUCUUUACCAGUCUGAAAAUAAGCUUUUUUUGAACCAGCCUCUUUUUUGUAAUUUCUUUGUAUAAAUGAAAGUCUUACUUUGUACAUAGAGUUGUGGGUUUUGUUCAAGAAUAUCAAAGUUCUGUGGUAUUCAGUUGACAGGAACUGUUUUGGAACUUUGGUUUAUUGUAGAAUAAUUAAUUCUCCAUGUUUCUAAUGGCUGAGUUUGCUUUUUAACCAGCUUCCCAAGCUAAUUUUUUUUUAAAUGUGAGUUGAGUGUUUGUGUCAAUGAAUUACAGCUCAACUUUCAGUCUUAAUUCAAUGCACUUGUAUAAGGGAGGCCAUAGUUGAUUCUUUCAAUAUUUCUCUUGUACAAGACUUCUUUUUAAAAAGUGUUCCAAACAUUUGGGCCUAGCUACACGGCAGGGUCUUGUCUUAAUAUUGUAAAAGUUGUACAUAAUUAUUGCACUGUAUUUAUAAUGGGAGCCCUCUUUGACACCAUUCUGCUGCGUAUAGUGGGUUUGGUUGUUUGAAACUGAAUAUUUAAAAUUGUUCUGAGGCUUUUCUGUGAUGUUUGGCUUGGCCUUGUGGAUGGAAAUGCGUGUAGGGUGUGUGUGUGUGUUUUUUAAAAAAAACAAAGAACUUGAGGCACUUGUGUUUUUUUGUGAACAAAAAAAUGGACAUAAAGAUUUUUGAACCACCAUGAAAAGAAUUUCUGCCUUUCUCAUCAGCCGAGGCUCCU